GGAGCCUCCGAUUCGCUCGCUUAACUUGCUCACUAAUUCCAAAUGCUCUCUCCAAAUGCGGCCUUGAUCGCAAUCAAUUACAUCCUCUUCCUCUCCCUCUACAAUACACUCACCAUGGCCCUCCGGCCGCCACGGCUGGCGUACUACCCUACAGCAGAGGAAGCGUAUAUUGCUCUACAAGCGCACGCAUCAGCGCAGGGCUACGGCCUAGCAAAAUACUGUAGUAAACCAGACAGAGUAGACAUACGAGCAUAUAUACCUCCAAGACGCAUGCCGACAGCUCCGCCGCCAGCACCGCCUAUUUCUGUAGUCCCUCGUCCAGCUCCUGUCGCUCGGAAUGCCUAUCAGUCGACAGCUACACCGGUUGAUCUUUCUUGUAUU
This is a messenger RNA of Mytilinidion resinicola, 381 nucleotides long. RefSeq lists its product as uncharacterized. NCBI's taxonomy places the organism in Eukaryota, Fungi, Ascomycota, Dothideomycetes, Mytilinidiales, Mytilinidiaceae. The transcript has a single exon. The record is from RefSeq and is a predicted model, not a curated record. The annotation marks the transcript as partial.